AUGCGGGCGGGACCCGGCUUCCCCCGGGCUCCGGCGCCAAAGGCGGGACCGGCAUCUCCACCGGCGGUCCCGGCCACCCCUCCGCCGCUCCCGGUUUCCCCCCGGGCCGCCACUCCGCCCGCGGUGCCGGUGGCCCCCCAGCCCACGGUCCUGCAGCCGGCUCCCCCCCGGGCUGUCACCCCUCCGCCCACGGGCCCCCCGAGGGUUGUCACUCCCCCGCCCACGGUUUCCCCACGGGCUGUCACCCCCCAACCCACGGCACCCCCUGCCCGGAUUGUCACCCCCCAGCCCGCACCCCCUCCCCGGGCUGUCACCCCCCAGCCCGUGCCCCCCCAGCCCACCCCGGCUCCCCCCCGGGCUGCAGCCCCCCAGGCGGUGCCAGCGGCCCCCAAGGCUGCGGCCCCUCAGGCCAACUGCUUUCUCCACAAGAUCAGCUCCAACUCCUUCACGGUCACUCCCCGGGGGCAGCCCCCCAGCACCCGCGUCCCCGAGCCCGGUGCUGUCCCCGCCGGCCGCCCCGCGACGCCCAAGGGGCCACCAGUGCCAUCCACCAGCCCUUCCCAUGCCAGAGCCAACGCCAGGAGGCCAAAGGCGGAGGAGGCCGAAGCGGCCGUGUCGCCCCUGCCCAGUGCCAGUCCGGCCCCCAGUGCCACUCGGCCGCUCUCCGCCUCAGCCCCGCGGGCCGGGGGCUCCUUCGAAAUCCACCCGGCCCCCAAGCCCGACUUGGCGGCCAUCCCAGCCCACGACCUGCAGGCACAGGCUCUGGCCAAGCUGCGCCUGAAUUCGCGCAAUUCCUUCGUCUUCGUGCCCCGCCGGGAGGGCAGCCCGGCUCAGCCCCAGGUUGCCAGGCCAGGCCCGGCGCCCUCGGAGGAGAAGGCACCCCAGGAGCCUCCCAGGGCCUCCGCCCCGGAGCAGGAAGAGCCCAUCACUUCCCCAGCGGCGCCUCUGGAUCCCUUGGUACCUGUGACUUACAUCGAUGACAUUGUGGAGCCGGACAGCGGGGAGCUUCUUCCCAGGGCUGGCCCAGCUGCGAGGACCGGGAGCUUGGCGAAUCAGCCCGGAGGAGCUGGCCCUGACCUGGAGAUGGAGAUUUCCUCCGUGCCCCUCUACAGACCACACUCUGCUCCCCAGCAGAGGGGAGGCAGCACCUUCACUGUCGUGCCCAAAAGGAAACCCGUGGGCCCGGGGCUGCAGGCUCUCGCCGAUGCCAGCGGAAGGCCACAGCGGGAGGAAGAGGAGGAGGAAGAGGACGGCAAAGGAAGAGGCAAAGCCGUGGAGAACGCUGAUGGGCCCCAAGUGGGGAUAUCUCAUAAAAAGCGCUACCCCACGGUGAACGAGAUUGAAGUGAUCGGGGGGUACCUGUCCCUGGAGAGGUCCUGCAUGAGCAAGACGGGCUCGCGCCGCAAGAAGAUGAAGAUCUCUUUCAACGAGACGAGUUUGCAGACGAUGUUUGAGUACCCCUCAGAGAGCUCCCUGGCAGAAGAGGAUGAGGAAGAGGAAGGACACGCUUCUGAAACAGAGGAGGAAAAAUCUCGUACCUUUUAUGUUCCACGCCCAAACAGCACUUUGCAUCCCAGUACACCUAACUCAGCAGAUUUAUCCAGCUACACCCCAAAGCACUCUGUGAAGUUCAGUGAGUGGCAGGAGCAGAAGUAUGAGGGUCCUGCUGCAGAGGGACCCCUCCCAAAGGAAGCUGAUGCCCAUGGGAACCAAGUCAUGCUCACCCCGGCGGAGAAGGGCGGUCUCUCGGAUUUCAGCAGCGAACCCGCGCUCUAUUUCUGAGCUGGAACCGCCACCCAAACCGCCCCCAAACCACGGCUUUCCCCGGAUCCUGCUGCCAAGGGUGGAACACCUGCUCUCGGGCAUCUUCAGAGAAUAUUUGCACUGGAUUUUGGGACCCAAUUACUGCUUUCAAGGCGAUUGAUUUAUUCUGCCUGUGGCCUUGCAUAUUCCUUGUUCAAGAUCAGCUGCUGGUUAGCAAGUGUGGGGAGGACAUCUGUAAUCCUGGGGUGGAUGUUGAUUUUUCUUACUGCUAGUCUGAGUCCAGGCACUGUGCAGGGUCUGGAAAGCUUUUGCAAUCCUUCUCCCCAGUGGAGGAUGGCUCUGGAGUUGGAGCUCUGGGCAGCAAGGCAGGUUCACAGCGUGGCUGUGAUUUGACACACUGGGUGUCACUGAAGCUUCAGGGCUUGUCCUUUGCGUGUUUCUGGCUCUGGUUUCACUGAAACAUCAUGGAAUUCAUGUGCCAUGAGUUAUGCCAUGAAAAAAGCCAGUUACAUGCUUGUGGAGUUCACUGAGAACACCCUGAGGGAGGGAUGGGAAAAGCAAUGAAUGCCUUUAGCUUUAGGUGUUAUUUUUGCACCAAUGAGUAGAAAAAUGUCCAGACUGUUUUGAGCCUCUUGAAGACUUCCAAACAUUGGCCAUAGCUUUGGUCUGUUCUUCCCAGCUCUGGCAUCCAGUCUCUGGGAAUUGCUGGUUGUGCUCCAGUUUGCCAGCUCCUCUUGUUGCUUUGUCCCAGAUCUGAUUGAUCUCUCUUGGUUGCUUCCUUCAAGCCACACUUGCUCUGCUCCUCUAAUCAAAGCACAGGAGGGCAGUUUCACUCCUUUCUUCUGCAGAACUUGAACAAGGAAUGUGGGUUAUUUUUGUUUUUUCUAGGAUUUUUAUAGUUCUAUUGUAAUUGUUUAAUGCAGCCAAUAUGCAAAGGACUCUGCUAGAAUCUUCCAUUCAAGUUUUCUACUACUGUAAACUCAGGGUCAAAAUUGCACUCUGGAACAGAUGGAGCAGUGCUGCUAAUGAGAUUUGUACUUUGGGAUUAAAAGAGAUGUGGUGAGAACAGAUCUGGCCUCUUUGGGCUUUAUGGAAUGAGUGGUACCCCCAUGUGGGGUGUGAUCCAAAGGAUGAUCUGGUAUUUUGAUUAAAUUUGAUGGUUACUGGUUUGUCUCUUAUA
Molecule: messenger RNA, 2944 nt
Organism: Parus major (Great Tit)
Lineage: Eukaryota; Metazoa; Chordata; Aves; Passeriformes; Paridae
Gene: TPRN
Product: taperin
Exons: 5
Coding region: 1-1782 (593 amino acids)
Molecular function (GO): phosphatase binding
Source: RefSeq, a predicted model, not a curated record